Molecule: messenger RNA, 959 nt
Organism: Yamadazyma tenuis ATCC 10573
Lineage: Eukaryota; Fungi; Ascomycota; Pichiomycetes; Serinales; Debaryomycetaceae
Gene: PHO88
Product: Pho88p
Biological process (GO): protein targeting to ER
Cellular component (GO): mitochondrion; endoplasmic reticulum
Source: RefSeq, a predicted model, not a curated record
ACUUUCACCAACUAAUUUUAUUUGCAGUAUGUUUGGAAUGAGCCCAGCUGUGAGCAACAUAGUCAUCAUGUUGGCUAUGAUGCAAGUGUCCAGACGUUUGGACUUAGAAAAUCCCGACAUCUUGUUCUAUGUUAGAGUGAUUUAUAUCACCUUGCAAGCGUUGACUUUGGGAGUCUACUUAUUCACCAAGAUGAAAAUUAACGCCAAGAAUGAUUUGACCACCUUGAAAUACGUCGAGCCAGCUAAUCCUAUGUCUGGCCAAGGUGAAACUCCAGUCAUCACCACUGUCAAGGAAUAUGAUUUGAAACAAGUUGACACUCAAAUCAAGAGUGUUUUCCAAUCUUUGGCUAUGAUGGGUUUCAUGCACUUGUACAUGAAAUACACCAAUCCUUUGGUUAUGCAAUCCAUCUCCGGUUUGAAAGGUGCUUUGGAAGCUAACAUCGUGAAGAUCCAUUUGUUUGGUACUCCUGCCACUGGAGACUUGAAGAGACCUUUCAAGUCUGCUCCUGGUUUGUUGCAAGCUUUGUCUGGUGCUACCGCUGGUGAUGUCAAGACAGACAAACACUCUGUUGAAAGUGCUGAAAUCAGUGGAGCUGGUGGUAUUAAGGAAGAUUAGAUAUAGUGCGUUGUUAUGCUAUAUUCGCUUUUAUAAUAAUUCUAUGUACAUUGUUAAUGGCUUUCCGGUAGGUCUUAGGUCUUGACAAGAAUGCAUUCUUGCUUCUUGCCCCUGACAAAGCUGAUUGUAUCAAGAAGUCUGGCACUGAUUAUAAGCUGUUCAACCGUCCAUACACCUCUAUUGAAUACAUCGGGUGCCGUACUGGUUAAUGGUAUAACGAGGCUCUCGUAUAAUUCUUGAUAUUGAACGAUUUCUUCGGCAGUUAUUGUAUGUUCUUUGGUCAUUCUCUCAAAACUAUCAUGGAUCCAGUCAGGAAGAUAGUUUUCUUCUUCGUCAGCAUACU